AAUGAAUAAUAAUAAAUUCCAGUCUCAGUAAUGGCAAAUGUUAUAUGCAAAACAUAAACAGACAGUAGAUAAAAUAGAACAUCGUGAAUAUAAAUUCCUUAAUGAAGUAGAACUCUAAUUAUAGAGAUGUAAUUUCUUAUAUGAUAAAUCUAGAAAGGGAUGCCAACAAAAAGGUCAAAAAUAGUUAAUAUUUCAAAUAAAAGUAAAUACUCUCUCGUAUCAUUGAAUCUAAUCUCAUUCUCUCUAAAAAAUUGUAUUAUAUAGAACAUAGAAAAUAAGCAAAGUUCAUGUAAAUAACUAAUAAAAUUUAUUGUGAAGCACCGAUUCGUUGGUCAACCAAAUCAUUAAGAGAAGAAACUUAUAAUAAAAUCAAAGAAGAAAAUCAUAAAUAGUUCAAAAGAAUUACUCAUGUCAAAGGAACUCUACAAACUUAAUGA
Molecule: messenger RNA, 437 nt
Organism: Paramecium pentaurelia
Lineage: Eukaryota; Ciliophora; Oligohymenophorea; Peniculida; Parameciidae
Source: the annotation of a GenBank genome assembly